AUGGGUGUGUUUACUGGUUUUGGUGCAUGGAUCAAUCAGAACAUUCAACAGCCUCUUAAGGCCGAGUCAAAGAGUUCUGAGAAUGCUAAAUCUAAGUCAAGGUCAGAGAUAAAUACUCACGAGAAGAAAGAUGAGAUGAAGGAGCAAUUAACACUUUGGAGAGAUGCAGAGAAGAAGAAACAAUGGUAUGAUGCUCCUGGUAAGGUGAAAACAGAAAAGGGUAUUUGUCAUAUGCACUUGGAAUUUACAUUAGGAUUGCCUCCUAAAGCAGCAUACGACGUUUUAACUAAUCCAGAGAACCAAUCCUACUCCAGAUUCGUCAAUGACCGCGCACUUCUGGAUAACAUAUCAAGAAAAAUUGUGACGAAUGAUGGAACGAAGAUGGUUGUGGAGGCGGAGAAAGAUGUGGUCUGGAACAUCAGUUCAUGGUCACGACCUAUCCCGAUAACUCUAUUAAUCGAAGAAAACGAAAAAGAUCUUUCCCCUUGA
Messenger RNA from Arabis nemorensis, 489 nucleotides. The record is from the annotation of a GenBank genome assembly. Lineage: Eukaryota; Viridiplantae; Streptophyta; Magnoliopsida; Brassicales; Brassicaceae.